UACGCAGGCGUGUUUGGCGGGGAGCGAAUUUGGCGUCGGUCCCGAGGCCCUCCUCAGUCUCUGGCUACGGCUGCAGCGCAUGGCGGCGCCAGGACAUCCUGCUCGGGAGACAUCGGCAGCCCCAGGGCACCCUACGUGCAGUGACGCUGUCUCCAGGACCAAGAAGCAAAAGAAAAAGAAGAAAACCCGGAAUGGGGCCUCUGCGGCGAAUGGAGGCGGGAAGGCCACAGAAACGCCGGCCCCAGAGGAAGCCCCCCUCAGUGCGGAGGCCCAGGCGGAGCAGCUGGCCCGGGAAUUGGCCUGGUGCGUGGAAAAGCUGGAGCUGGGGCUGAAGAUGCAGAGACCCACCCCUAAGCAGAAAGAGCAAGCUCUUGGGGCAAUCCGAACCCUGCGCAGCCAAAGAACCCCCCUGCCCCGGAAGAGGCAGCUGAUGCGCUCCUUGUUCGGGGACUACAGGGCUCAGAUGGAAGCUGAGUGGUGCGUGGCCCUGCGGGCUCUCAGGACUGCUGCCCACUCAGUCCAGUUGCAGCCUGUAGGUGAGGCCGCCAGAAAGAAGAGCCGAAGGGUCUGCAGGCCUCGUCUAACAGGGAGAGCCAAGGACACCCUAGACACUCCUUAUGAAGAGUUUAGGUUCAAUUUCUUUUAGCCUGUUCCCCAUUCUGGAACGGUCCUCCUCUGCAGUUGGUGCAGGGGUUUGUCUUGAGUGCAGAGCUUUCCCAGGAAUGCUUUGUCAGACAGAUGUGGGGUUGCUCUGUCCCUGGCUGGUCAGUGAAUCUGGUGCCAUGGCUGUUGGGCAGAUGCAAGACCUGCAUGUUGGGUACUGACCUGACUGUGAGACAAGCCCAGGACCCCGUUUAUAGGUUUUCAGCUGAAAUGUCUCUCCUGCCAGAAGAGGGAGGUCCAUUCAGAAGUUUCUACAGUAAACUGAAGUGAGUGUUUAGCAUGUUGUAGAAGGACUCUUUUAACAGGCUUAGGAGCAGACUAGGUAGAUGUUGGUGAUAAGGAUUAGUGGGGAAGCUAUGUAGUUGUACACUGGUGCUCACUUAUGGAAGGAUGUUCUGUCAAGUGGUGUAGAGCUCCAUGCCAUUGUGUCACAUUGCCAUAAUAAAAGUAUUCCUCAUAGAA
Molecule: messenger RNA, 1125 nt
Organism: Eubalaena glacialis (North Atlantic right whale)
Lineage: Eukaryota; Metazoa; Chordata; Mammalia; Artiodactyla; Balaenidae
Gene: C17H8orf33
Product: chromosome 17 C8orf33 homolog
Exons: 6
Coding region: 80-646 (188 amino acids)
Source: RefSeq, a predicted model, not a curated record